UUUACAAAGAAAAUAAUGAAAUUCGGAACAUUUCUUAGAUAUUAAUUUUGUUUUUUUAUUCAACACUUUUAAAAUAUAUCAUUUUAAACUUCUUUGCCCAGAUGUCUGCCAGUAAUCAAGUCGCGACGCUGUCACGCACUUUCGUCACUAUACCACAAGUGGGUGGGGUAACGCGCGCAGAAUUAUCACCAAUGCUGUCGUACUAAUGCUUGGAAAAAUCCUUUAUGUGAUGUUGUCUAAACGACCUCUUAUUCUUUUAAACCGAUCUCCUUUUGAACAUUCAGAUACAUGUAUAUCUAUUCUGUAUUAUUUACUCAUUAUUUGCUUAUAGCCGAAAUUUAAACACUUAUCCGAAUACUAUUUAACUUGACAUUCAUUUGAAGAGUAAUUAUCCGUGAUUAUCUUUCUUGGAAGCGCAUAACGAUGCGCACAGAAAACUACCAAAAACGUCUUUAAGGGGAAGUAACUCAUGUUUACUAAAUUAUUUGUUCUUUUCUGUCUAUCUUAGGUAUUACUUACUAUUUUUGUUGUAUAACAUUUACCAGUUGUCAGGUCAUUAAAAGCAUAGAGGCCCUGAGGAGUGAAUAUUGAAAUAUUUUUCUUACAGGCUUUAUAUAUACCUUAAACUGGAUUUUUUAGUUUGUUCAGUUAGUAUACAUACCUACAGGUAUUCAUUCUGCUACAGGAAUCUUCUAUUCACUAUGUAAACUAAUUAUUAUUUUCUAUGUGUUUGUAUAUAAAUUGUUAAUAAAAUAACCUUUGGUAAAAAUGAAAGGUAGAAAUUUAGAAAAUUAAAGCUAUGCAUAUAGCAUACAUGUCCAUAUAUUAGAACAGAGAAAGGAUAACAUCCUGAAGUUAUCAAUUUUAAACACUUGAUAUAUAUGCAGUUAGUUAUAUAGUAAAGUCUUAUGGAAGGUUUAAAGAGAGACAGUAUUUGUUACUGUAAGAGAUAUGCAUUUAAUGUUUAGACACUAACACAACUCAAUCUUUAUUAUAUGAUAUAGACUUUUUGAGAUUUCUUUUUUACUUUUAUACUAUACAUCAUAGUUUUUUUCUACAAGAUUAUGAAUUCCAUCCAAGUGACAAUGUUCAUAGGAUGUUAUAUUUUUUUAAUAGAAACUCGGAAUUAUUAAUAUAAUGUGCAUACAUGUAUAUCUUAGUAUAUGGAUAUAAUGUGUAUUUCUGUAUUAAAAGACUUACAGUUAUGAUGGAUGAGGCCAAUGUUAAUGUUAAUGUUAGGAUUUCAUAUUUAUUUAAUAGAAACUGGGAAUUAUUAAUGUUAUGUGCAUACAUGUAUAUCUUAGUAUAUUGAUAUGAUGAGACUUAUGAUAUUUCUGUAGUUAAAGAGUUACAGUUAUGACAUUAUUAUUUAAGGGAUAUGACUUUCAUUUAAAGUUAUAAAUGAUAAAACAUGUAAUGAUUGAAAAUGUCCUUAAACUUGGAUCAAGCAAUAUAAUUUAUAAAGUCUCAAAAAAUCAUAUUUUGAAAAGUUAUGCUAAUUUUUUUCUAACAUGUGCAUACUGUGGUUUGAAAAGGACAGCUUCUGUCUUAUCUAUUGUAAUGGGAGAGUGUGUAAUGGAGGGACACCUGUGUCAACUUCCAGGGCCCCAAAGUCAACCCGACAACAUACUUUUUAUAGAGUAAAUUGUUACUUGCCCUUGAAUAAAUUUGUGCACUAAAUUUUAUAGUGGGUGAUUUGUGCCACAUGAAAACCAACAAAGUACAUAAAGAAACCGGGCGCCAGAUGAAAAUAUGAAAAUAUAAUCUACCACAAAGUGGUUCGUUUGUUGCAUUUUCAUGUUUUCGCCAAGUGCCCCUGAUGCAAAGUACAAAUUAGCCUUCAUUAAAUUUCUUACCAUAGAAUAAAAGGUAAGAUUUUUAUCUGUACAAAAAUAAGCAUGGUACAUGUAUAAGUACAGUUAUGUUCACUUUCAAAUUGACCUGUUAUAAAUAAUGGCACCACCAAUAACUGUCUAAGCCCUUUUUAGUAAAAAAUAAUUAUAUAAUAUAUUGUGAUUUUGGUCAAGACUAUGAGUAAGUAAAAUUUCUUUUCUUAUUUGUUUAAUUAAGAAUUAAUCUACCUGUUAAUUUCAAAAAGAAUUAAUCUACCUGUUAAUUUAAAAAUCAAAAAGUAUCUGUCACGUUUUAGAACUGUUCAAUAUUUAGAGGAGAAAAUGUGUAAGGGACCAGAUAGCUCAAUAGCUACAGCCGCGGUACAUUAUUUUGGGUCAUAGGUUCGAGUUCUGGUCAAGCUGAAAAGUUUUCUCAUCCUGUGACUGCAUUUAACCCUGAGUUUAAUUCACUAUGCUCUGUAAACAUCAGGAAAUUUAAGGACACAAAUCAAUAAAGUGGAGAAAUAUGUUGUGGUUUAGAACUGUUUCAUUAUUAAAGAGAAAAUGUGUAGCCGGCAGGAAAGCUAAGUUGGUCUUCUGACAGUCAUGGGUUCGUUUCAUAGUCAGGCAGUUUCUGUCAGGGUUUAGAAGUGGAUUUUCAACUGACACAUGUUUGAUUCAUUUAACAGAUUGUAUUAAAUUUGGAAUGGACAAAGGCAGUAUUGCAUGAUACUUUUAGAUCUACAAAAGACAUUUGAUUCAGUUGAUCACACUAUAUUGCACAUGAAGAAGUUCUUCUUCUUUUUCUUCUUCAUGAAACUUCAAGAAUCUGCCAUAGGUAAUGACAUUCUUACAUGGUUCAAGUCUUAUCUUUGAUCGACAGCAGCUGGUCGAUGUGGCUGGUACCCAUUCUACUACUGCUCUGAGUACUUAUGGUGUCCCCUGAGGUUCAUUUUAGGUACUCUUUUAUGUCUAAUAUAUGUCAAUGGCAUGUCUGCAAACCUAAGCAAUAAGCUUUUAUUAUAUGCUGAUGACUCAGGUAUCCUUGUAUCUGGUAAAAUAAAUCUGAGGAAAUUCUCUCUUAUGGCAUGAGUCUUAAAAGAUUGGUUAAUUGACUAUAACUUGUAUUUGCAUCUUGGCAAGACAGAGUCUAUUCUUUUUGGUUAAGUUUCAACUUAAACUGGGCCUAUCCUCCAGGUCAUAUGUAAUGGUAUUGCUAUAAAGUACACAUCUUUUGUUAAGUAUUCAGGUGCAACACUUGAUCAAUUUUUUUUGGCGUCGCCUUUGAUGCUUUGCAUCAAUGCUUUUCUUGUUUAACUUGUGUGUUUAUUCAAUUGUUUUUACUUGACGCUAUAAUAUUCAAGAUAUCUUUCGUUUAAUGUAAGUCAUCAAUGACUUAUAUCAGCUUGAAAAUAUAAGUAAGUACGUUGUAUACGUUGAUUUGAACAGAAGCUAGGUCUGGUGCUAUCGCCGACGGCUAACAUGGUCGAUUUAUUCUGUUGACAGUACGUAUGAAUAAGUAUUUCUCAGUAAAGUUGUAAAUCGGCUUUUUUUUAACUAAUAACACUAACGUUAUAUUGUUUUUAUUACAUCGCUUUAUUACACUCCUUAAAUUAUGUAAUUAAAGUAUAUUAAAAGUAAGCUUUUCAUAACUUGCACCAGUGAUAAGUAUGUCCAUAAAAUGAAGACAUAAGCAUUCUAUGCGUCAAAGAAUGUGCCAAUGAUUUAAUAUGAUACACAGAUAAUUUAAUUACCUAUUUCAUUUUUAUCUCUUCAAUUGAUGUAAGGAUUAUUAAUACUGCGUCGUUAUCCUUUGAUAUAGCAUAAUGUUUUCUGAUUUUAUCCAGAGUUUGUUUUCUUAAAUACCGAAGUGACAUUGACACCGUCAACACAAAACAUAGCUGAGAACACGCCAUUGACACUUACAUGCUCUUAUGUUGGUGAUCUUACUGUCGAAACAUACACAAUGACAACCUCCUCAGCAAGAACAGCAAUAGGAUCACUGCUUGCAGAUUGUUCCGUAUUUGCUAAACAACCAGAUCUAGCACUGUACAGUUACACCUGCCCUGCAAAUAAACAACUAUUAUGGACCAUCAGAAAUGUAACACGGUUUUAUGAUGGCGAUUCAUGGAGCUGUAUUAUAGGAUUUACUACAACUGGUAGCGAGAGGGCAGCCUAUACUAUUAGUGUUCAACUACCAAUACAGACUGUUCUAAUGAUGUCUCCAACGAACAAUGUAGUAACAGUACAGAAGAACAUUGAAACAGUAUAUUAAUUUGCAAAACAUCUGGAGGGAAACCGGCAGCUACAGUGAGGUGGUAUAAAGAUAACAGAACAACAACAACUAAUAAUGACAUGGAGAUUAUGGCAUUUGCCACAAUAGCAGAGACUACAAUUGAUGAACUGAUAUAUGUAACUAGUACACUCAGGUAUUCCCCGGGAAAAGAAGACAAUGGUAUGAAAAUAUACUGCAUUGCUAGAAAUUCUGUUAAUAAUCUUACAUCUAGCAGAAAACCGCAGCUCAAUGUACAGUAUUCACCAGAUGGUCCUCCUGUAAUUGAAGGUUUUAAUAACACUGAAACAUUUUACGUGAUAGAAAACAAUCAAAGUUUACUCUCGUGCUCAAUCAGUGGAGGAAAUCCACUAGCAACAUUGACUUGGGACUGCUUUAAUUCUGGAUCAACGUCGACUUCCUCUGUGGAAUCCAAUGUUACAAAAACUGUCACAUUAACAGCCUUACGUGGCCAAGAUAGAUCUUGUACAUGCAAAUCAUCUCAUCCAGUUGGUAGAACACAAUCAGUAACUGUUAAUAUUGAAGUGUUAUAUAAGGCAUCGAUUGUAUCAUUUGUUGUCCAAGGAAGAGUAAACGUUUCGUCAGUUACAGUAGAUGAGUAUGACGAUGUACUGUUUGUUUGUAAUAUAGACAGUUAUCCUAGACAAAUAUUGAAAUAGCAUUUCAAUAUAAAAUACUUCAUAGACAAAACAUGACAGACACGUUACGCUACACACAUAAAGCUGUUACUUGUCUCGAAUCUGGUAUUUAUACUUG
This is a messenger RNA of Ruditapes philippinarum (Manila clam), 4881 nucleotides long. RefSeq names its product nephrin-like. The transcript has 4 exons. The record is from RefSeq and is a predicted model, not a curated record. Lineage: Eukaryota; Metazoa; Mollusca; Bivalvia; Venerida; Veneridae. Bases 4188 to 4784 code for a protein of 198 amino acids.